Bufo gargarizans (Asiatic toad) is the source of this 909-nucleotide messenger RNA. It is a transcript of the gene MRPS11, whose product is annotated as mitochondrial ribosomal protein S11. The transcript is spliced from 6 exons. Gene Ontology annotation, biological process: translation; ribosomal small subunit assembly; maturation of SSU-rRNA from tricistronic rRNA transcript (SSU-rRNA, 5.8S rRNA, LSU-rRNA). The coding region runs from base 59 to 625 and encodes 188 amino acids. Lineage: Eukaryota; Metazoa; Chordata; Amphibia; Anura; Bufonidae. The record is from RefSeq and is a predicted model, not a curated record. Gene Ontology annotation, cellular component: ribosome; mitochondrial small ribosomal subunit. Gene Ontology annotation, molecular function: mRNA 5'-UTR binding; small ribosomal subunit rRNA binding; structural constituent of ribosome.
UAAUCCGUGACCUUGCUGUUUCUGCUGCUUGUAGAAGCGUGCUGCUGGACCGGGAGAGAUGAACUCGGCGCUGAGGAGGUCGGUGCCUGGGCUGCUCCCGGGUGUGCUGCAGCAAGCAUGCGGGGCAUUAAAGUCUUCCUGGUGCCGGCUCCUAUGUGCGAGCGCACAGAUGUCUCCAGGUUCUACAGCCAGUCCCAUCAGUGACCAAAGCACAAAAGUGGGCCUGUUUCCACCAAUGCCCGGGGAGCAAAGUUCAUUACGAUGGAGUGGACGGAAGUAUGAAGAAGUGCCAAUUGUCCAUAUUAAAGCCACUUACAACAACACUCACAUCCAGGUCACACAGCCCGACAAUAAGUAUAUAACACGUACAUCCUGCGGGACGGAGGGCUUCAGAAAUGCCAAGAAGAGCUCUUCUGUAGCGGCUCAGACAGCCGGCAUCGCAGCAGCAACUAAAGCUGUUGAUAAAGGAGUUGUACAUGUCCGAGUGGUGGUAAAAGGCAUGGGACCAGGAAGAGUGCAUGCCAUCAAAGGGUUAACCAUGGGAGGACUAGAAGUGAUAUCCAUUACAGACAACACCCCCAUCCCUCACAAUGGUUGCCGGCCACGCAAAGCGCGCAGAUUGUAAACAAGAUCGCAGUGGGAAGGAUGGAGCGCACCCUGCGGUGAUUCCAACAGGACAUUCUGUAAAGAAGAAACAGCAAUUCGCUCCAUAGGGUUUUUGCUGACGGGCUGCACAGUCUUGCAUCAUGAUGUCAUCUUCUGUGAAAAGAGAUUUUUUUUUUUUUCUUUUUUCUUUUUGCUUUAUGUAUAUACAGACUGGUCUGUGCAGUACUUAAUGUUUAACAUGGACUUUUUUUGUCCUGCUUUUAAGAUGGCUGUAAUAAAAUGUCAGGAAAAUGUUUGAGCUAA